UUUUCUUUUUUUAAAUUUCAUUUUAUUUAAAAGAACAUCACCGGACGAAACAUUAACGGCCAAUAUGACUUAGAAUAGAACAGAAUCGAGGUAUUAUUUAAACGGGGGAUUUCUUCAGAGUGUCACCGUGUGGGUGCGGUGAAUUGGGAAAAUGUUUUCCUAUCUGCCGCCUUUGAUAAUUACAAUGUUAGAGAAUCAUUAACAGACACCUGGCUUUAUUAUGAGAAUGUGGUGUGUUUUCUGGUGAAUUUCCCGCCCGUUUCUCUAAUUAAAUGUAUCUUUAUAACGUCCAGCAACAGGAGAAACGGAUUAAAUACGCGCAUAUUAUACAUCUCUUUAUAUUAUUAUAUUCAGCUCUAUUGGAAAGAAAACCUGUUUUAAACCGGAAUAUCUCGACCACUGGUCCAGUUAUGGUAUUACGAACAUUUCUCCCGCUUUGAUUAGUGUUAGUUAUAUCAGUUGACCGCUACACACCCUAAUAUUCGGUUAGGUUUACCGCAAACCACAAAGAAAACCCGAGAAUAAUGAAUGAACGACUAAAAGAACUUCGAGAGAGAUCUCAGGAAAGGAAAAAGCUUCUGGCUUUAGCUCUGGGAGCUUCCGGUCCAGAAGGAUUAAAGACAAUUCUACACAGUGAUGUUAAUGUUGAGAAGAAGUCACAAGACAGCGCCAGUGGGAGCAGCAGUUUGAACCAUCCUUCCCGUCUUACUACGUCUAGCGAAGCUUCUGUAGCAUUGGACAACAACAAGAACAAGACUUUUGAUGAUAUUGAUGAAUAUGAGCCUGAAGAAAUCUACACCGAUUCCAGUACAUUUCUGAAGGGGACACAAAGUGCGAACCCUCACAAUGAUUACUGCCAGCAUUUUGUCGACACUGGUGAGCGACCUCAGAAUUUCAUCCGAGAUGUUGGAUUGGCCAACAGAUUUGAAGAAUAUCCGAAAUUACGGGAACUGAUCCGACUUAAAGACAGUUUAAUUGGGAAGUCAAACACUCCUCCAAUAAUAUUGCUCUUAAAUGUUUCUUUUUUUUUUUCUAUUGUGUAUCAGAUUGAACGCCUGGACAUUCCAGCAGUGGCUGCCCAGCGGUCAUUCUUGUGGAUAUGGUGUGGGAAUGCCGAAGGUUUGGAACGAGGAAGAACUUGCCUGAAACGGUGGGGGUUUCGAAGAUGUGAAGACAUAUGUUGGGUUAAAACCAAUAUAAAAAAUCCAGGACACAACAAGAACUUACAACCCAACGCUACUUUCCAGAGGACCAAGGAGCAUUGCCUGAUGGGUAUAAAAGGUACGGUGAAGCGUAGCACAGAUGGCGACUUCAUUCACGCCAACGUGGACAUCGACCUGAUCAUCGAAGAGGAGUCUGAGUACUCGAGCAAGGACAAACCCGUUGAGAUCUUUCAUAUCAUAGAACAUUUCUGCCUGGGCAAGAGGCGGUUGCACAUAUUCGGCAGGGACAGCACGAUCCGUCCAGGUUGGGUGACCAUAGGGCCAGAGCUGACCAGCAGCAACUUCAAUGCCAACAUGUACAAACAAAUUGUGAACAAGGACGUGUUUGGUCACCUGACUGGCUGCACGGAUGAGAUUGAACGGCUCCGGCCGAAGUCCCCGCCCCCCAAGAACAAGCCUGGCAACAACAGUUCGGAGAGGGGCAACAAAGAUGGCCGUGGAGGUGUGUCUGGACGAGGGGGCGUCUCUGGACGAGGCGGCAACCCCAGUCGAGGCUCGUCGCAGCCGAGAGGUGGUGGCAACAAGGGCAUGUUGGUCAGCAACCGAGGGCACCUUGGCCGGAGUCGUGGCGGUGUGAUGGGAAGCAGAAUGCGAGGAGGUGGGCGUGGUGGUUUCCGUGGACGUGGGCACAGAGGCAACCAAAUGCAGCGAUAAGUCUGUCCACCUUAGGGACCACUUCUUCCUUACCCCUGCUCCAUUUUGGCAGUCACAUUGAUCCCUUCUUCAUAGAAUAUUUUACAUAAACCAACAUUCUCCAUUUUCAUUUUUACAUCGUCCUUGUGUUGAUUUUAGUUACUGACCAUUACAUUCUUCAGAGACAAAUGUGUGUGUGUGUGUUUAUGUGUAUGUAUGUACCUGGGAGGCAUGGUUAAAUUGCUAAGAGGUUUAACUAAACAACCAUGGGGUCACAAUCUCCAUGGUAUAGCUUUUAGUGUUACUAGAGUGGUCUUGUUGGGGAGUUGGCCCGAACCUUGUCUGGACAAAAACUGACUGGCUGAUCAACAGAACUGUGCCUGUAUCUGAAAUUUGAAAGGUGGGGUUAACCUUCAGCAGUGGUUCCCAACCAUUUACUACCUAUGAAACCCCUUGAUUCGUAAUUUACCUGGUGGUAGUGGUGGGGACUAUCAUAGCUAUUCAAUGUUUAAAAAAAAUCCUCUUAUAUUUUUAUAAUUUAAUAUUAUUUGGUAUUGUAUAAAAAAAAAAAAUGUUAAAAUAUUGUGUAUAUUGUAAAAAUAUAACCAGUUUAUUGCAUGUAAAUUUCAACAAAAUCUUAUAUGGAUCCUUGUUGAGAACCAUUGCUGUUCUGUUAAUUCUGCCAGGGUCUUACAUUAAGAAUAUGAGUGUGGAAUAUUCAGCCACUUACAGCAUUAAAUAAUGAGACAAAAUCUCUGUGUUGGAUGAAGUGUUGCUGUAAUGUGACAGACCACACUGUGUUACACCAAGCCUGGCUGAGUAUUUAUACAUUGAGUACAUGUGUCUGAGAUACUCAGCCACCUUUGUUAUGAUACAGCGAAUAGGUAGUUCUGUUGAUAAGACAGCUGGAAUAGUUGUCACUGAAACUGACAUAAGGUCCACUUGUAUGUAUGUAUGUAGGUACAUUUGGUGUAUAUAUGGCUGUGUUUGUGUGCAUGCAUGUGUGCGUAUGUACCUCUGUGUGUGUGUGUGUGUGUAUCACCUGAGUUUUCAAACUUGUCAUGUGAUCUGAGUCAUUUAUCAGAUUUGUCUCGUGCAUCCUUAGCCAUCAUGGAAUUCAUGGAAUUGGUAAAUAUCAAGGUUUCCCUUGAUAUAUAAUUUUAAAACCCAACAUUAAAACAUAUUUGUCUCAUCAUUUUCCUGAAAUGUUUAUAAACAAAACAAAACAAAAAGACAAAAAAAAAAAUCAGUAUAAAUAGACUGAAAAAACCCCCAAAAAAACAUGGAAAUCCCUGCGGAUUUCUCUCACUAUACAUAAAUACAUAUAUUUUUUAUUAAUGUCUUUCUGAUUAAACUUGUAAAACGGGAAAGGACAAACCUAUCACUCACUCUGCCAGCAAUCUGGCACUGACAAUUAAUUCCAGACAUCAUUUGUGGCCAAAGUGUUUUACCUUGGUGCCAGGGUUGUCUCUUUGACAUUCUUUGCUCCAGUGACGCUAGUUCCCACUACUUCAUACCCCCUGCCCCCCACUCAUUACGAAUACCUAGUGUCAUUUUUUGAUAUUUUCCUUUCCAAAUCAAGUCCUUUGAUGGUCAGUCUUUUUAUCAAAUCCUUCCACCCCAAUCUUGAUUAAACGGCUGAGCAUCGUUUUCAGUAAAUUUUCUUUAUCAAAAACUUUUUUUUCUCAUGAAA
Molecule: messenger RNA, 3549 nt
Organism: Octopus bimaculoides (California two-spot octopus)
Lineage: Eukaryota; Metazoa; Mollusca; Cephalopoda; Octopoda; Octopodidae
Product: N(6)-adenosine-methyltransferase non-catalytic subunit METTL14
Biological process (GO): mRNA modification
Cellular component (GO): nucleus; RNA N6-methyladenosine methyltransferase complex
Molecular function (GO): mRNA binding
Source: RefSeq, a predicted model, not a curated record